Rattus rattus (black rat) is the source of this 756-nucleotide messenger RNA. RefSeq names its product myelin P2 protein. Gene Ontology annotation, biological process: membrane organization; fatty acid transport. The coding region runs from base 39 to 437 and encodes 132 amino acids. Lineage: Eukaryota; Metazoa; Chordata; Mammalia; Rodentia; Muridae. Gene Ontology annotation, cellular component: nucleus; myelin sheath; cytosol. The record is from RefSeq and is a predicted model, not a curated record. Gene Ontology annotation, molecular function: fatty acid binding. The transcript has 4 exons.
AUCCCACUAGGAACUCCACUCUCUCUUCAUCCAUCACAAUGAGUAACAAAUUCCUAGGCACCUGGAAGCUUGUCUCCAGCGAGCACUUCGAUGACUACAUGAAAGCUCUAGGCGUGGGGUUAGCCAACAGAAAACUUGGAAAUUUGGCCAAGCCUAGUGUGAUCAUCAGCAAGAAGGGAGACUAUAUCACCAUUAGAACUGAAAGUGCCUUUAAAAAUACAGAGAUCUCCUUCAAGCUGGGCCAGGAGUUUGACGAAACUACAGCUGACAACAGAAAAACCAAGAGCAUCGUGACGCUGGAGAGAGGCUCCCUGAAGCAGGUGCAGAAGUGGGACGGUAAAGAGACAACCAUAAAGAGAAAGUUGCUGGAUGGGAAAAUGGUAGUGGAAUGUAUAAUGAAGGGUGUGGUCUGCACCAGGAUUUAUGAGAAGGUCUGAGAAAAUCGUUGACUCAUCCAAAUGGUGUUUGCUCAUCUGAGACUGGAAAUUACUCAGCGAGUCCUGAGUUCACCGCAGCUGGUUGUUCGCUUUCUUCUGCCCUCGCCAUGUGUUUUAUAGCAAAGGUUUAAGUGAGAAUUAACCUAAAAUGUUAAUUUAGACAUUUUCCGUGUUCAUCCAUGUCUUUGCCAUGUUAAUCCUUCUGUAUCGACUACACAAAAGACAUCCCAUAAAAAUCACCGUUGCAGAGUGACAGCCUAAGCUGUGCUCACUCUUUCUGUUUUAAAUAAUGAUAAAAAGAAGUAAUCAAAUACUAAAA